ACCAGUCUAAUGAUGACAAACGCGCACGCGCAGACUUUCUUUUCCAUUUCCGGUUGGUAGUAGCACGAUAAGGCAAGAUGACAAACACCAAGGGUUACCGACGUGGUACACGGUACAUGUUUGCGAGGGCCUUCAGGAAACAUGGUGUCAUUCCUCUCUCUACCUACAUGAAAGUGUACAAACGUGGAGAUAUUGUGGAUGUCAAAGGAAAUGGUGCAAUCCAGAAGGGUAUGCCAUUCAAAGACUACCAUGGAAAGACUGGCAAGGUGUUCAACGUGACACAGCAUGCUCUGGGAGUUAUUGUUAACAAGAGAGUUGGUAACCGGAUCAUCCCCAAGAGGAUUAACGUACGUAUUGAGCACGUAAAGCACUCCAACUGCCGACUUGACUUCCUCAAGAGAGUCAAGCAGAACGCAGCCAACAGGAAGCUCGCUAAGGAGACCGGCAAGUUCAUCAACACAAAGAGACAGCCUGAAGGCCGUCGCCCUGCCCACAUUGUGAAGGCAAAGAGCAAUCCACCACAGAUACUGCGGCCCAUUCCGUACGAGUUCAUUGCCUAAGUUAUGUGUACAUACAGGAAAUAAAAGAAAACAAAUA
Dreissena polymorpha is the source of this 597-nucleotide messenger RNA. Its product is annotated as 60S ribosomal protein L21-like. Gene Ontology annotation, molecular function: structural constituent of ribosome. Gene Ontology annotation, cellular component: cytosolic large ribosomal subunit; ribosome. The coding region runs from base 78 to 560 and encodes 160 amino acids. Lineage: Eukaryota; Metazoa; Mollusca; Bivalvia; Myida; Dreissenidae. The transcript has 5 exons. Gene Ontology annotation, biological process: translation. The record is from RefSeq and is a predicted model, not a curated record.